Nicotiana attenuata is the source of this 6785-nucleotide messenger RNA. RefSeq lists its product as uncharacterized. Gene Ontology annotation, biological process: ribosome biogenesis. Gene Ontology annotation, cellular component: nucleolus. NCBI's taxonomy places the organism in Eukaryota, Viridiplantae, Streptophyta, Magnoliopsida, Solanales, Solanaceae. The transcript has 10 exons. The record is from RefSeq and is a predicted model, not a curated record. Bases 6 to 6290 code for a protein of 2094 amino acids.
CACUAAUGACAAAACCCAAAACCCAAAACGCUGCUUCACUCCAUCCUAGAACCCUAACAACAAUGGCGGAUUGUGAGUCGAAAUCAGAACACAAAAAGAUGAAGAAGAUGAAGACGAAGAAACGAAAGCAACAAACCACCAAUGAAGUUGAAGAACAAGUCCAUAACAGACCUUCAAAAUCCCAUCGCACCAACCAGCAGCCCGCCGAAGUUGAAGAACCAAUAAUAGUUCUGCCUGAAAUUGAAGAAUCAUUUAAGCUUCAGGAUAACUCCCCAUGGAGAAACCUACAGUUGAUUUUGUCUCUUCAGAAUAACUCUAUCCCUCUCCAACAAAAAUUGGAGAUGGCAUAUAAUUAUGUGAAAUCAAGAACAGAAGGGACAGGUGAAAGCAGGGAGGAAAUGCAGACAGUAAACUUUUCGAGAGUGAUAGUUUUCCUUAAUAAUUGGGUUCAGAAAAUACUGGUUUCUUCUGAAAAGAAAAUUAGGGUGGAAGGAGACAAACAUGGGAUGGAAAUUGCAGGGUCAUAUUUAGAUUACAAAUGUUGGGUGAUUUUCAAGUUCUGCUUGGAGGAAUCAAAAAAGAUGGGUGUUUCAUUACACUUCUUAAGGGACUUGUUACGGGUAGUCCAAUAUGUUUCAAGGGAUGCAUUGAUACGUCUGGGUGAUGAGCCUAUGGUUAGUGAAGAAUUGGAGUUACAUAGCAUAGUCCUUGAUUGCAUAUCCUUAGUGUUCUCAUCUCAUGGGGGUAUUUCUAGUGAAAAUCUAGACUUGUGGAUUUCAUUGAUUAGUAUAGUGGUUGAAUCUGUCCAAAAGGUUCUCAAUGAUAAGCUUGAAGGCACGAAGGCGGGUAUUUUUGCCAAGCAGUUGUCUUGUUACUUGCUUGAGCCAUUUGCUAAAUUUCUAAAAGUCCAUCCAACUCGUAAAAAUGGUUUCCGCGAUUUUAUAGAUAAGCUUUUUGAAGAUUUGGUGAUCUUGUGGGAUGCUUUAGAUGUUAAUGCCUUUGAAACCAAACCAGAAUGGAAAAGAAAUCUACUUGUAUUGAUAGAAGAAGUUUUAACGCAGGCAUUGUUCCAUCCAACUCAUAUUGAUGGAUUUUUGAGCCUUCAAAGUACAUCCAAGUAUAGACAUACUGAUGAUAAAAAAUCAAAAGAGGAGAAAACUUUCAUAAAAAGUUACCAUAGACACUUAUUUGAUAAGUUGGGGAAGAUUAUAACCGGGAAGAAUGCAUCAGCAGUCAGUGGUGCUGGAGAGCUGCUACGUCUGUUCAUUAAUUGUAUUUGUAGGAAAAAUGGGGUUUCAGUCGGUGCAGACGCAUUUAAGUUCCAGGAUGGCAAUUCUGCUGCCUUUUUCAAGAGCUCUUCCAAUAGUUCUGCAAUUUCAAAAAGUCCUCCUUAUUAUGGUCUGGAUGCAGAAGCGCGAAAGUCAGUUUUUGAUUUUUUUGUAGAGAUUAUGGAACUUUUCUUAUCAGAGAUUUAUGCUCACUCACAAGCCAAACUGGAAGCUGGACCUCUGUAUUUGAAAGUUAAUAGCACAUUAAGAUCUAUCAAUAAAUUGCUUGCAAAUUGUGUACUGGAAAAGGUUUAUAUACGAACUGAAGAUACAUCAGAAGGAGCUUGCUUUAAAUUUCUGAAGUUAAUUUAUGAUGCGAUCAUGUCGCUUACUGCCCAAAUGAAUCAAUUACUACAAUCAUUUGCCGCUUCAGAAGAGCAAAUACCCGGGCAAGUGUUGAUUCUAGCAGCCAAGGAAAUUUUUCUUGCUAUUCAUUAUUUAGUGGAUAUUGAAUAUGAGGUUGUUGGGGAAGAUCUAGAAAAACUAUGGGGUAUGAUACUUGCUCUUACAGCCAGUAGUCACUCUCUACUGAGCGCUUCAGAUCAGCAUUUGCUGACUUCAGAGGUACUUAAGCUUGGAUGCAGAUUGGUUCACCUCUACAGUGAACUUCGACAGGUUAACAUUGCCAUAUUCACGCUAAGCAAAGCUGUUAGAGAAGUAGUAUCAUCAUUCAGAAGCAACGAAGCAUCCAGAGCUUCUUUUCUCUAUCACUCAUUUGCUAAUUCUCUUAGCAUGUUAAUGUGCUCUCCAGAAUUCAGACUUUCCAUCAGAAAUGCUGUCAAGUCCAUUCCUGAGGGCCAAGCAAGUGGAUGCAUCCGACAGUUGAUUGUAGAUAUUACAGAAUCUCUAGAAUGGAUAAAAUCCAAAUAUCAGUUGCCUGCUGAGAGUGAUUCUGCAGAACCAUGUUUGAGUAAUCGCGGCACGCUUUGCUUUGAUCUAAAAGCCGAGCUUUUCGGGAAAAGUUUGACUGAAGUGUAUACCCUUAUUCUCGACUCAAUGACUGUUACUAGCGGUAAUAGCAACCUCAUUGCUCUUUCCGUGAAAGAUUUGAUGGCUGUUAUCCGUCCUGGUUUGAGUAGCCUGGUCUCGCAAGGUCCAGAUGUUCUUAACAUGUUCUUUCCUUUGGUAACGGACAGAACAUUCAGUAAGGCAACUGCACUUGGGAAUGACGUCCUAUCAGUAUGCUGGAUUUUGGUCUUUUUCUUUCGUUUAUAUAUGUCUUGCAGAAGCUUGCAAAGACAAGCCAUUAGCCUGAUGCCUCCAGAUGCAUCAAGGACGAUGUCAAGAGCAAUUGCUGAUUCUUUUGCAGCUUAUUCUGCAAAGGACUGGCUGGAGAGGACUGUUUGGGAAGACGAAAGUUAUUUUUCUUGGGUUGUCCAACCUUCAGCUCCUCUUCCUGCUGUUAUACAUAUUAUUGCUGAGUUUUGUCAUCAGCACACUGUUAUAGGUUGCUGUCCCCUUAUUUAUGUGUUGAGUGGUAUGGCUCUUCAAAGACUUGUUGAUUUAAAUAGGCAAAUGAAAUCCAUUGAUUACUUGCUUCAGAAGAAUAAUAAUCUAGUCCAGGCUAGGUUAGACAGUGAUGCUGGUCUGUCAUCAUACUCCAAGGAUACUAAAAAGUGGAAAAAGCAUGUCUCAACUCUGAGGAAAGAGGCAGCAGGCCUCACAGAAUUCAUGAUGAGAUAUCUCUCAUUAGUGACUGAAGAUAGGAUAUCUAAGUCCUCAGUGGAUCAAGUAAGCCGUAAGGAUACAUAUCUCGAUUAUCUGUAUGAAACCGAGGUAUGGGAUCUUGGUAUUGGCUCUAUAGAUGAGAAGCUGUUUCCAUCUGCUUUGUGGUGGAUUAUUUGCCAAAAUGUUGAUAUCUGGUGUCCUCAUGCUUCUAAAAAAGAUUUGAAGAAGUUUCUUUUAGCUCUAAUUCAGAACUCCCUUCCUUGUUUAAGCACGAAUAUGAGCGAGCUCAGGAAUCAUAUAGAGAACUCUGGCUACGUGAUUGGAGUCAACCGACAUUUGGUCUCAGUGGAACUUCUGAGCAACACCAUUUUAUAUGAACAAAGACCCAUUUGCAGGCACAUGGCAUCCAGAUUUUGCCAAAUCUUGAAGAAGUCUGUGUCGUCAAUAUUUUCAUAUGUUGGAGAAGUUGAUAUAAACAGUUCACCUGAUUGGGACAAUGCUAUACAUGUGCUUGAAAAGUCAUCUACAACAUUUUUCAGACGUGAUCAUCCACAGGAUAAUGACUUAUUACUGAUAGAGUCAAUCCAUCAUUUACUAAAUGACAUACCUGCAGAAGCUUGUGAAAAGGAACUAACUCCUAAUUUUAACACAGAAAUCACCAGAUGCCGGGCAUUUCUCAACCUUUUGAGCUGGAUACCAAAAGGACAUCUUAGUUCAAAAUCGUUCUCACUUUAUGCGACUAGCAUUCUCAAUAUCGACAGGCUUGUAGUUGGCUGCCUGUUUGAUCAGCAUGGGUCAGUAGCUUUACGCAACUGUUAUGAGCUCUUGAGGUUGCUUGUGACCUGCCGGAGAACCUUUAAAAAUCUAAUACUGGCAUCAUGCGAAGAUAAGAAAGGUCAUCAAUCCUUGCUAGCUUGCUUGUUGUCGGAGAGCUCUCCUGUUAUUUGGUUUAUGAAGUCAUUAUCUGCGAUAAAUGGUUUUCAGAGUGCAAUUUCUGGAGAGACUUCUCCUCAAUUGAAACAUAUGAGUUUCGCAUUGAUGGAUCACACAUCUUUCAUCCUUUUGACUCUGUUCAAAGAUCAAUUUAAAGUUAUUCUUGCUUUGACUGCUGGGAAGUCUUAUGCUGGAGCUCUCAGUUCUGUUGAUGGCCAUGAAGAGACUGAUCUGAAAGAAAAUGAUCCAUGUCCAGAUUUCCUUGAUAAUGGUGAUGCACGGAGAAGUGUUUUAUCUGUAGCUGACACCUUAAUGGAACAUGCACAGGACUUGCUGGACUCCCUAAAUGUAGUGUUUGUUAACAGAAAAGUGGGUGAUCUAGCUGGGCUUCAGGAAAUAGAAAAAGUCUCACCUGUAGUUUCCUGCUUUCAGGGCUUCUUAUGUGGUCUAGCUUCUGCAAUGGACAAUUUGGAUGUUAAAAGUAGCAGUCCUCUUAUAGAAUCAACAAGCUGCAACCUCAAACUUCUGUCCACAAUGAAAACAUGUGCGGACUUAUUAAACUCCGUUUUGCAUUUGUUGUUUCUUGAGAGUGAUCAAUGCACUCAAGGUUUGUCUAAUACCCACUUUUCUAUUGAGACAGAAUUUUGCAAUAAACUGUUGCCAAUGAGAACUCACCCAUCUAGGGACUCUGCUAAUGAGGUUGAUUCUGUGAAUAAGGAAGAACAGCAUUCUGGUUCCGCUGGCUCCGGUUUUGAGUCUCUUUUGGCCAAUGUAGACUUUGAGCAACAAUAUUUGAGAAAAUCUCUGUUACAAGGACUUUUCAAAGGAGAGAAUCUUGAAGCAGCAUUUUGUCUGCGGCAAAUUUUCAAUGCUUCUUCAGCUAUUCUAAAAUUCUCGUUGCAUACAAAGUCUACUUCCUUGCUGUCGAGUCUACUUCCCAUACUAGUCCGAGUUUCUCAAGUUUUGCUUUUUGAGUUUGCCAACCAUAGUGGGGCACUAGAACAGUUUUCUUUUAUUUGGUUGGAUGGUGUUGUGAAGUUCAUUGGAGAGCUGGGAAAAAUAUUUCUACUGCUUAAUCCUUUGUCUUCUAGAGAUUUCUUUGUCAAGCAAAUAGAAUUGCAUCUGAGGGCCAUGGGGAAGUGCAUAUCGUUACAAGGGAAGGACGCUACUGUAGCAUCACGAGAGAUAGAAUCAAGUACCAAGAUGCUAAGUGGUCUGCCAGAACUUGACCUACCCAACUCCAAUUGGCUAAAUCACUUGGAUGAGUUAAAAUCCAGAUUGAGGAUGUCAUUUGCGAAUUUUGUCAGCAGAUCUUCUGAAUUGCAUUUAUUGUCUGCUAUUCAGGCUAUUGAGAGAGCAUUAGUUGGUGUGCAGGAACACUGCAUUAUUAACUAUGAGGUAACUACUGGAAGUUCAGAUGGAGGAAAGGUCUCGGCUAAUGUUGCUGCAGGCAUUGAUUGCUUGGAUUUGAUUCUUGAAUCUGUAUCAGGACGUAAGAAGUUGGCUGUGGUCAAAAGGCAUAUCCAGAGCUUAGUAUCGUCUCUACUCAAUAUAGUCCUGCACUUGCAAGGUCCCAAGAUCUUUUUCAGAAAUCUUAAGUUCAGGAAAGAUUUUGCUGAACCCGACCCUGGCUCUGUCUGUCUUAUGUGCAUUUCGGUGCUGACAAAAAUUUCUGCCAAACACGCCUUCUUCCAAUUGGAAGCAUGCCAUAUUGGGCAGUUAUUGCAUAUGCCUGCUGCAAUAUUUCAGAGUAUUUUCCAGCUUUGGAUAUCCAAAGGUCCUCUUUGUUCUAAUUAUACAGGAGGCUUGAUGUUCGGAGAAACUGAGGUUCCUCGAACCGAAAGAAGUGCUGUGGAUAGACAAUUUUGCAUAAAGUUAUAUGCGGCAUGCUGCCGCAUGCUGUGUAAUGUUCUUAAGCAUCACAGAAGUGAGGCACGGCGCUGCAUCGCUCUUCUGGAAGAUUCAGUUGGCAGGCUCCUUAAUUGUUUGGAGAUGGUAUGCACUAGUCCAGUUGAAGGAGAUUAUUUUGGAUGGGAAGUGCAAGAAGGAGUAAAAUGCGCCAGUUUCCUUCGAAGGGUGUACGAAGAGAUUAGGCAGCAAAAAGAUGUCUACGGUGACCAUUGUUUUCAAUUCCUAUCUUGCUACAUAUGGGUUUACUGCGGAUAUGGUCGCCUUAGAAAUGGAAUCAUCCGGGAAAUUGAUGAAGCUCUAAGACCUGGUGUCUAUGCUUUAAUAGAUGCUUGUUCAGCAGAUGAUCUUCAACGUCUUCACACAGUAUUUGGAGAGGGGCCCUGCAGAAGCACCCUUGCGACUUUGCAACAUGAUUACAAGGUCCAUUUCCAAUAUGAAGGAAAAGUGUGAUUGAUCAUUUUAACUACCUUUGUUGGCUAAGUCUUCCUUGUGGAGGAUCUGUAUAACUAUUGCUUUUGCGAGCAAAGUCUGCAUUGUGGAGGAAACAAAUAAGAAUUGCAUAGUAAUAUUGCCAGUGAAGCAACCUCGACAUUGCAGCAUUGCUCUCGAGGUUUAAGGCUUGCAAGAUGGUUUGCUUAGAGGAGAAUAUAUUCCAAGAGAUCAAGAUUUUUUGUUCAAUUGCAGCACGCGCAACAGCAAUGCCGCUCUUGAUCCACUUUUCAAGACCAAGGGAUGAAGGCUAAUGAAAGCGAAGUGUGAAGAUUUAAGGUUUGCUUGUGCUCAGCUGCUAAUGUUGUAGCAAACUGUAUACACGCCCUUCAGCAAAAUCUGACACAUUUUGUACAAAAACGAUUUUGCCGAGCUCGAGCCUUGGGUGUUCCCCUGUACCUGUAUGGCUAGAAGUAUUAUGCCUCUUUUCAAUUAUUUGAUGAUUCAAGGGCCGUA